Molecule: messenger RNA, 893 nt
Organism: Aspergillus heteromorphus CBS 117.55
Lineage: Eukaryota; Fungi; Ascomycota; Eurotiomycetes; Eurotiales; Aspergillaceae
Exons: 1
Coding region: 235-723 (162 amino acids)
Source: RefSeq, a predicted model, not a curated record
GAUCUGGAAAUUGAGGGCUGUCCAGUGUCCACGCCUUACGGAGUGCUACUGACUAGAUACCUGUCACGGUGGCGGGUGAUGGGUCAUGGACGGAGAAGCCAUGUCUCGAAGAUGGUCCUGCCUGGACCCAAGACCCCCAAGACGCGUAUGAUCCAUGGACAGCGUCCAAGCCGUCGAUUUCGGUGUGUUUUCCGGUUUUGAUGACAGGCCAUACAUGAUGCCAAAAAGGGGUCUAUGGGCCGGUCACCGCUUGUGUCACUUGACCGCCAUCAUGCUUCGGUUGUACUCCAUAGUUACUAUGUCGAGAGUCGUCGCAAGACACAGUCACCGUCUUUUGGCCCUUCUGUUCCGUGCCGUUCUUCGUGUUUCUUCUUAUUUCUCAGUUCUCAGUUGUUGGUCUUCUUCUUUCCCUUGCUGUCGUGGACGCGACAAGAAGAAAGACCAGGGCCAAAACAAACAGAGAGGUUGACGGGCAGUUGGUUGUCGGACCACCCCAUGACUCGUAAUCCUGCCGAAAUGACAUGUCCCCUUUCCCUUUCCCUUUCUUUCCCUUUUCCCACGGAGAAACAACUGCCUGCCCGGGGCUAUCCAACGCCCUCUCUCUGUUUGUACUUUGUGCACUGUACACUGUACAGUAGUGCUUUCUUGGUCAUCACCCUUUUAUUUCCGUUAUCUAAUUCUUCCCCUUUCGCUUCACGCGUUUGUGCAUCCGACCGGUGUUAGUCACAACUUCACAACAAAGGACCGAAAACCUUGUGAGACCGGGGGAGGCCAAUAAUGAUGGCGUUUCUUGGAAAGUUUUCGGGCACCAGCGCAGAAGGGGGAACGGGUGCGCGACUGGGACCGGAGCACUAGACGACUGGAGCUGGGCCCCGACCGAACCAAAUUGGGAC